Molecule: messenger RNA, 1325 nt
Organism: Cotesia glomerata
Lineage: Eukaryota; Metazoa; Arthropoda; Insecta; Hymenoptera; Braconidae
Exons: 6
Coding region: 2-940 (312 amino acids)
Source: RefSeq, a predicted model, not a curated record
AAUGAAGUCGAAACACACCAGUCAAAUAAAAGCUAAAAAUGACUCAAAUAAAACAAUACCGAUUGAAGAACAUUACUAUAAACCAGGAAAACCGGAUGAAAAAGUUGAAAUUUCUGAAAAUUCGGGUUUUUAUUUAUCUCGGGUACGUGCUUCAAUAAUUGAAACUAAUGCUGUCUGUAGAAAUGAUUGGAAUCUAAUGAUAAAAGAGACUUUGGAGGAUAUCUAUGGUUCUAAUCUUUCUAAGUACUGUGCGAAGGGAAAGACAGGAAAGCAUCCGGGGAUCGAUCCAAAUCUUUUCAAGGGAUUAUUUGAAUGGGUUAAUCGUAAAUUUGACAAUAAGAUUACGGACAAAAUGUUUACUCAACGAGUUGCUCGGAUCUGUGACAACAAACGGAAAUAUAAGGCCCGAAAAGUACUUAAAAGUACAAGCAAUCCGAUGAAACAAAUUACUAGUUCACAGAGUAAGUCUUGCACAGUAACAUCUGAUCAAGUCAAGUCUAAAACAAAAACUAAAUCUGUUGAUUUAGAUGGUGGCAAUACUUCGCAAAAAGAUGAUAAUUCUCCUGUAAAUUUGGCAAAAAAACCACGCAGUGAACAUCAUGGAUAUCAGGAUACAAUUACUCAUAAUUAUUUUCAACAGGCGGAAUCUCUUUCAUCUCCGUUAAAUACUGUACAACCAGAGAACCAUGAGUGGCCAGGUAAUUAUAAUGCUCCAAUAGCGCCUUUUGCGCCACCAGCUCCAAAUCAACAGAUAUACACAGGCAAAAUGAGUAAUACUCAUAGAUAUUCACAAAACGAUAACUACAAUCGCAACGAGGUUUUUCCAAAUGUCAAUUAUCCAUCCUAUUAUAAUGAAGAAAUGGACACGGAGAGAAAAGACAAUGAAUAUGAGUCACAUUCAACAGAUCGUAUUAAAGGAUAUUAUUUACAAAGCUUGUAGAUUGAUGACAAAAAAUUAUAAUUAUAAUGAUACAAGCACCAAAAAAACUUUUUGGAUCAGUAAAAUUAAUGUGAUUUUUUAGUUUAGCUUUUAAAAGCUAUUUUGUAUACUUUGAUUAAUCAAAGAUAUAAUUUUUUUUAUUUAAUUAUCUGAUACUUACUAACAUAUUUUAAUGGUUAUUGACAAAUAAAUGUGACCAAAGACAAAAUGCAUCACAGCCUCAGGGAUACUCUGUAUAAAACGUCGUAAUAGAGGGAAAUAAAAGGUGGUUAAAGUGUAAGCAACUAUUUUUAUAUAUUUCGUGAAUUCACGACUUUUAAAAAUACGAAGCGAUUUAUAAAACUAUAAAAAAAAUACUAAUACUUACAAUAUAAUUAAGUAUCAA